Brassica oleracea var. oleracea is the source of this 1157-nucleotide messenger RNA. Its product is annotated as nudix hydrolase 7-like. Gene Ontology annotation, molecular function: ADP-ribose diphosphatase activity; NADH pyrophosphatase activity; NAD binding. Bases 133 to 972 code for a protein of 279 amino acids. The record is from RefSeq and is a predicted model, not a curated record. Lineage: Eukaryota; Viridiplantae; Streptophyta; Magnoliopsida; Brassicales; Brassicaceae. The transcript has 8 exons.
UCUACUCUUCAACUUACCAGUAUAAAGUCUUCUCCUUGAGGUCGACCAUUUCCAGAGUCAAAUCAUUCCAAUAAGGUCGUUGGGUUGGAUACUUAGAUCAUCUUCGACUUAACCCAAGAGAGAGUAAUUGAGAUGGAUGCUAGAGCUGUUCUACUUAUCGGCGAGACUGACAAUUACGAUGGCGUUACCGUAACCAUGGAGGAACCAAUGGAUGCUGAGGUUUUCACCGCAAGGCUUAGGGCUUCGCUUUCACAUUGGAGACAAGAGGGGAAAAAGGGGAUUUGGAUAAAGCUACCUCUUGGAUUGGCUAAUCUUGUAGAGCCUGCAGUUAGUGAAGGGUUUAGAUAUCACCACGCAGAGCCUGAGUACUUGAUGCUUGUUUCAUGGAUCUCUAACACCCCUGAUACAAUCCCCGCCAAUGCUUCUCAUAUUGUAGGUGUUGGUGCUUUGGUUCUCAACAAAAACACUAGAGAGGUCCUCGUUGUCCAGGAAAAGAGUGGUUAUUUCAAAGAUAAAAACGUGUGGAAGCUGCCUACUGGUGUUGUCAACGAGGGUGAGGAUAUAUGCACUGGAGUUGUUAGGGAAGUGGAAGAAGAAACUGGUAUUGUUGCAGAUUUUGUGGAAGUGUUGUCUUUCAGGCAAAGCCACAAAGCAUUCUUGAAACAGAAAACGGAUUUGUUCUUCUUGUGUGUCUUAAGUCCACGCGCCUACGAAAUCACUGAACAAAAAUCUGAGAUCUUGCAAGCUAAGUGGAUGCCGAUCAAAGAAUAUGUAGACCAGCCAUGGAACCAGAAGAAGGAAAUGUUCAAGAUCAUGGCUAACAUCUGUCAGAAGAAGUGUGAUGAAGACUAUGUGGGAUUCUCCACUGUGGAAACUGAAACAGGAACUGGUAAAAAGAGCUUUCUCUACUGCAAUGCUGAUCACGCCAAGAGCCUUAAUGCAACGCGUGACCAAGCCUCCUCUUCUCCCUGAUAACAUUAUAUAUGUUGCAUUUUAAGCAAAAAAAAACAUUAUGUUGCAUCUCAAGCAUUUGUGUCUGUCUUCUAUCUUCUUCCAAUGCAUCCUUUUGCUGUCUUUUAAUCUAUUUUCAGUUAUUACUCUCCAAAAUAUCUAAACGUUAAACCGGUUUUAACUCCCAGCUUUAUAUUUCAUGUUAU